ACAUAUUUUUUAUUUUAUGGUAAAAAAUGACACUAAAAAAAGUGUGGAGGUAGUAUUUCAAAAAGGCACUCCGUAGUCGGUAGCUUGUGGCGCAAUUUCGCGCGCGAAAGACAACACGCCAAUUUUUCAUUUUGCAAGCUUCAACAAUGGGAGAGCUCUCAAAAUCGUCCGUUUUCUUCUCAGAUCAACAUCUCUGCUACGCCGAUAUUCUCCCUCCGAUGCAGGUCCGAGCUAGAAUCGAAGUUGCUGUCCUGAACUUCCUGAGAUCUCUAACUUCCAGCUCUCCUUCGAUCUCAGAUCUUCCUCUGAUCAGUAGAAAUUCGAGGAAUAGCAGAGUUAGUCGAGGCCUUUUGACUGACGAGUCGUCUAUUUUUCUCUCGCAUACAUUCUGUAAGCUUUCGUUAGUGAGGGAGAAUACUGCCAGAGCUUUUGUGAGAGUGUGGAAGGUCAUGGAAAUGUGCUACCAAGUUCUAAGUCAAGAUGGGAAAAGGGUUACCCAGAGAGAGCUAUUCUACAAGCUUCUUUGUGAUUCUCCCGAAUAUUUCAAAUCUCAGUUGCAGGUCAACAGCACUGUCCAAGAUUUGGUAGCGUUGCUUCAGUGUAGCCGCUUCAGUCUUGGAAUAAUGGCUUCCAGCAGAGGAGCUGUUGCUGGCCGUCUUUUGCUACAGGAGCCAAACAAAGAGUUUGUGGACUGCUCUACUUGUGGAUCUUCCGGUUAUGCCAUUUCUGGGGACCUGAGCCUGUUGGGAAGAUUAGUUUUGAAGUCAGAUGCUCGAUAUAUCAUUGUAGUGGAAAAACAUGCUAUAUUUCAGCGGCUCGCUGAGGAUCGGGUUUUCAAUCAACUCCCAUGCAUUCUAAUAACUGCUAAGGGAUAUCCAGACAUUGCCACUAGGUGAACUAAGAAACUCUGUGUGGCCUUGGUUUGCAUUUUAAAAAAAAGGUUCCUCCUUCAUCGGAUGAGUAGGACUUUUCCUGGCAUUCCAAUUCUGGGUUUGGUGGACUGGAACCCGGCUGGUCUAGCCAUACUGUGUACAUUCAAGUAUGGAAGCAUAGGGAUGGGCCUGGAAGCUUUUCGAUAUGCUUGCAAUGUAAAAUGGCUGGGGUUGCGAAAGGAUGACAUAGAGAAACUAGUGCCAGAAGAGUCUUUAGUCCCGCUGAAGCAGCGAGAUCUUCAGGUAGCCAAAAGCUUGCUAUCGUCCGAGGUUUUGCAGGACAAUUACAAAGAAGAAUUGUCAAUGAUGGUUGAGAGUGGUCAGAGGGCAGAAAUUGAAGCUCUCUACUUCCAUGGUUAU
Cuscuta campestris is the source of this 1292-nucleotide messenger RNA. The record is from the annotation of a GenBank genome assembly. Lineage: Eukaryota; Viridiplantae; Streptophyta; Magnoliopsida; Solanales; Convolvulaceae.